Molecule: messenger RNA, 3218 nt
Organism: Pangasianodon hypophthalmus (striped catfish)
Lineage: Eukaryota; Metazoa; Chordata; Actinopteri; Siluriformes; Pangasiidae
Gene: mrasb
Product: muscle RAS oncogene homolog b
Exons: 6
Coding region: 538-1179 (213 amino acids)
Biological process (GO): signal transduction
Cellular component (GO): plasma membrane
Molecular function (GO): GTP binding; GTPase activity; GDP binding
Source: RefSeq, a predicted model, not a curated record
UAUGUAUGGAACUAAUGUAACUAUAAACGGUUAAAAUGCGCUUGUUGUUCAUUAAUAAAUUAAAAUUGUAAAUUCUGGCUGUGGUGUUAAAAAAGGAAUGUAGGUGGUAACAGCAUCACACCACCCCAGGAUGGAUUAUUUUCCUAAAACAGCACGUCCCAAAGUGUGUUUUUCCUCUUACACCACAGCAAUUUGUGAGGCCCUGUUGUGUUCUAUUCCUAACCUAAUCAAUGACAGUUUUUUUAAAAACUUAAAAUGCAUUUGAUGCGAUGACCAUACAUGAAAUCUUAGUGCUUUAUUUACACGUGAUCCGGAUCUAAGUUUAUAAUCAGUUCAAAAAUGCAACAGUCAGAUACUAAUACUGCAGAUACUGCGUUAACAUAUUGUUAUAUCCACGUGUGUUGUGUUGUGUAUCUGUGCUGUCUCUCCAUUUUGGGUUUUCCAGAGGUCCAGCCCGUUGCAGUUCACGCCCAUGAUCCAGUCCACACCAUUCCAGAUUUCCCUAUGCCUUCUUACUCCUCGUGACAUCAUCACUGCAUGGGUGUAGCAGUCUCCAUGGCGACGAGCGCUGUGCCCGGGGACAACCUGCCCACUUAUAAGCUGGUAGUAGUGGGUGACGGAGGUGUGGGUAAGAGCGCCCUCACCAUCCAGUUCUUUCAGAAGAUCUUCGUGCCUGAUUACGACCCGACCAUCGAGGACUCCUACCUCAAACACACCGAGAUCGAUGGACAGUGGGCCAUACUGGACGUUCUGGACACGGCAGGACAGGAGGAGUUCAGUGCUAUGAGAGAGCAGUAUAUGAGGACUGGAGACGGUUUCCUCAUAGUGUUUUCAGUGACAGACAAGGCCAGCUUUGAGCAUGUGGACCGUUUCCAUCAGCUCAUCCUGAGAGUGAAAGACAGGGAGUCCUUCCCGAUGGUCCUCGUUGCUAAUAAAGUCGACCUGGUGCAUUUGCGCAAAAUCACAAGCGAACAGGGGAAGGAGAUGGCGAUGAAACACAGCAUUACAUAUAUUGAAACAAGUGCGAAGGAUCCACCCAUGAAUGUUGAUAAAGCAUUUCAUGAGCUCGUGAGAGUGAUUCGGCAGCAGGUUCCAGAGAGGGCCCAGAAGAAGAAAAAAACAAAAUGGCGGGCGGACAGGCCAACCGGAUCAGCCAGGCUUCACUGUGUCCUACUAUGACUGUUUGUUUCUCUCUGGGCACGUCAACCACGCGAUGAUGGCUUGGACUGUUAACACACACACACACACACACACCACAGAGCUCCUUAAAUGUAAUACUACUGCACACAGUGUUUUCACUUCAAUCCAGCCAAUUCAGGAGACAAAUCUUGCCAUCCAGUGUUAAUAAUAUGUGUUAUUAAAAAUGUGUAGUAGAAAUCCAUUGCUCCAUUUAAGCCCAAUCUCCUAAACUGGGUGUUGACUCCCUGGAAAUUGAAAUAAGUCCAGGAAUUAAGCGCUGUUUCACUCAGAGAACAAUUCAAAGACAUCCCUAACGAGGCCUUGUUUUUGUAUCUUUAUGUUUGUCCCAUUAUUGUAAAAUAAUCCUUUCACAGCACAAGGAUUUGCUAGCUAGAAUGUCAGAUUUUUACUGCUCCAUGAGGAAACAAAGGCCUUCAAGUGAAAGAGAUGGUGGAUGAACUUUUAUAAAUACAGAGACGGAAUAAACCAUCUAUUCUGUAAGUGCCACUAAAUGCAGAAGCCAUUGCUCAAAGCCAUCUUGCUAAUUUCACACCAAAACACACUAAUCAUGUUGCUGGAGUCAGAAACUGCUAGUGUUUAUGGGUCUGUAAAUGAAGUCAGUAAACCUAUGUGCAUGAUUAAGAACCAUACAAGGAGUAUCAGGUAAUUAGCAAAUGUAUUGGUUAAUACGUUGCGAUUUUAUGUGGCACUUUGUUUAGGUGGCAGUAGGGAGCAUUGCUGCCUCACAGCUCCAGGGUCCCCUGGUUCGAUCCUGAGCGUUUGGAGUUUCUCAUGUUCUCCCCAAGUUCUCUGGGUCCUCCAGGUUUCGUCCCACCGUCCGAAACCAUGCAGGUAGACAGACUGGCUAUGAAUUUAUUCCCGCCUCACGCCCAGUGUUCCUGGGAAAGGAACCCUGGCAACCCUGACCAGGAUAAAGUGUUUACUGCAGAUGAAUGAAUGAAUAAUGCCAGGCUAUGAAUAAACCAAAUGACCUUCAAAAAGCUUACAAGCAAUGGAUUAAAUUGUAAUUUGUAGUGCCAGGUAGCCACUUGCACCACUGGUCAAUCACUGGAUUUUGGUUCAAAUCAACCCGAAAGUUGUUACAUUAGCACAAAGAUGGAGUUUGUAUAAAUCGAUGAUUGCAGAACUGUAUUGCAAAACCAACACUUUUAAGACAUCAGACUUCUUUUGGUUUAUUGGCUUAAAAACGUAUCGAGCAUGUUUAGUGAUUUCUUGAUGUAAUAUUACAUGUCUGACAGAAGAAGCCCAGAUGAAUGUUUGCUAACUUCUUGAAUGUUACCGAAGAAUCAGAUCAGUGUAACACAUACACUUGUCUUUGCACAAACUGUUUCAUGUAACAGUACAGCGUAAUAGUACUGUUACAUUUUCCAUUUUUGGAGAACGAUCCACUGACCAGGAAUCGUUGAACUUUUUUUCUUCUGCUCAUCUCAAACGCACUGUUGCUUUAUUGGAAAAAAAAAAAAAAAAAAAAGCUUUUGCUUGUAAACUUGUGAAAGAAUUGUCUCUUGUAUUGGCUUUGGGGGGGGGAAAAAACAGCUUUUUAAGGUGUUUGAAUGUAAAGCUUAUCAAUUGUGCUGUUAAUGUUCAGCCAAAUAAGCAUAUCAUUGCAGUGGCCAUUUUCUUUGUGAAGUUGUAAUGUUGUACGUAAUGUUAGUGUGUACCGUUUGUCAUACAUUUUGCACCAGGGAGGUACUUUAUCUUAUUGAUAUGUGAUUUUUACCAAUUUUGGAAGUUUGUGGACUGAAUGUCGAUACGCUGUAUUUGCAAUUUCAGUAGAAACCUAGAGCAAGAAAUGUGCUAGCAAUCAUUUUGCUACUGUUUUUCUACUUACUAUUAUUAUUAUUAUUAUUAUUAUUAUUAUUAUUAUUAUUAUUAUUCAUGUUAUGUUAAAGUAUUUGUGUGAUGAGCUAUAAGUGGACUAUAAAAGAAGGGAAUUUUUGCAAGAAGCAUUGUAAGAAUUUCUAAUCUCAAGAAUUAAAAAAAAGGUCUUGUGACAAGUCAUGGCCUUUUAUAUCGGA